AGAGAUCCAGGAUAAAUAUAAUGUAAAAAUCAGUUUUUUGUUGGAAAAGCAGACCUUUGAGUUGAGAGGAAUGGUCCAUGAUAAGCUUGAUGAAGCACGCAAGGAAGUACAAAGGAUACUGCUCGACCAAGGCCCAUCCGUAAAACAAAUCUCCAUGAUUCCACCACUUCGAAAACGAAUCGACAUCCUCGAAGAAAUCCCACCUAUGAACCUCCGCCCAUUAAACGAAGCCGAAUUCGAAAAAUGCCAAUUUGAGGAAGACACUGAAGAACUAGAGAAAUCAUUUUUUAUCGAUGAUCGUGUUACCGAUAUACAUGAUUUUUUGGGGGUAAAGAAUGAGGCGAAUCAGAAUUCGGAUUAUUGGCGGGAGAUAUGUAAGGAUUGUGGGGUGUUACGUCCUUUAUUCAAAACACAAACAAUCCCACUCGUUCAUUACCCAAACCAAAAUGUGGAUUUCAAGUUACUCUUUUAUCCACUAAAACAACACGCGUACUUUAAAGACAAAUUUGGCGCGGUCAAAGUAAAGGAACCAUAUAUUCUGAUAGCGGUACGAAAAAAUGCAGCAGGUGAAUAUAAUGAAUUGCCGAAUGAGCUUGAUAUUAGAGUUCUUCCUCAAAAUAAAGUCCCGGCGAUUUCGAAAUCGUCUGUGCAGUCCAAUAUAAAGAAUGCUAUGCCUCAGAGUCCAGUUAAAAAGGAACAGCAAACACAAGUAAAAACCGGAACCAGUUCAGCACCUGAAUUUUCAAGCUCUAACUUCCCAGAUCUCUUGGCUAAUAAAACGGUUCCACCUAAUAAUACUCAACGUCCUAUUUCUUAUAGGGAACAGUCGCUGGAAAGACCAUCAAACACUCAACAAAACUCUGUAAAUGACGAUUUCAAACAUCCAAAUUUCUCACAAUUACAAGAUCGCGAAGAAAUACAACAAUCAUCAAGAUCAAAUGAACCCAAUAAUCGACCGCUAAAGACAGAGGAAGAAAAACAAGCGCGUAAAGAAGCAAAGAAAGCAAGAAUCGCUAAAAUGAAAUAUGAACAUACUCAAGAAGCGUUAAAUAAUGCCAACAGCAACAACAAAAACAUUGUUGAAAAUAUUAUUUCUCCUAGCAGUAAUACAAGAGUUCUGGUGGAAAACGAGGUGGAAAAGAAGUCGAACGAGGAAACCGAAUUAAAACCUAAGAUUAAGAAAAUUGUCAUGGAAAAGAGUCCAGAUACUAGUGGACCUUUUGAUUAUCAACAAAUUACCUUUGGAAAAAGGGUGCGCAACUAUAAUUUUGAACAAAUGAAAAAAGUAUUUACUGAGGCAUUCGAUUAUGCGCGGUCACAUAAAGGAGAAAUUCGAUUUCAUGGAAGCGUCGGCAAAGUGGUCUUCUCGAAAGUGACGCCUCAAAUCAGUCCAGAGUUAUGGGAAUUUACAGAUCUAAAGGAUAUCUUAGUUAGGGAAUUAGGUGUAUUACCAGCAUUCACCGAUUCGGUAACAGAAGAUUCACGCUUGAUACAAUUGCUUUAUGAAAACUUAUCUGUGGAACCUUCAACAAAGACGGCGUUCUUUGAAAUCAACGCGAAUUCACGCAACAAUCCACACGGUGACUAUAUUCCCGUUACUAUGUUUGUUAAUUGCAAUUACGUUGCGUUGGGUAAAGUUACGCUGCGUUGGAAGCAUCUUGCUGAUGUUGAUUGGAGCGUUUUAGACAGGAAAUUUGACUUCCAAAUGUCUUUAAAGGCACGUAAAUCUAUCCGACACGACGUAAAACCAUUCACCACCUUCAUGAAGAAAACUUCAGUCCAUCCCGCAAGCAGAAUGAUCACUUUUGAAAACAUCCCCGAAUUCCUGAAAGUUACGUCGAUUUCUUUCAAACAGGUCAACAAGUUUAAAAUACAUUAUCCUUUCAUUGUGGAAGUGACUCGUGUCGAGGAAAUCCCCAUUAAGCAACAAAUGAAGUCUAAUAAAUGGCAAGGAGGGACUGGUCGUGGAAAACCCUAUUACACUGUAGAGGUUAUCAAUGAUUCAAUACGCGAAAAAGUUAAGAGCAAUAUGGACCUUGGCGCUGGUAAAUUGGGAAACUGGACAGUUGAGGAUAUACUAGGUGAAGAACCGGGAAUGACAAAUCUGGUCGAGUUGACAAAGACUAUGUUGAUGUUGAUCGAACGGUGUCAUAUAGUUGCGGAGCGUAGGGCCAAGGAAGAAGCUAAUAAAGCGAAAAAGUAA
This is a messenger RNA of Ambispora gerdemannii, 2203 nucleotides long. Lineage: Eukaryota; Fungi; Glomeromycota; Glomeromycetes; Archaeosporales; Ambisporaceae. The record is from the annotation of a GenBank genome assembly.